ACACAAACAUAGUCUAAAUUUAUAAAUAAAUAUAAUAAUAAUAGUAGGCUAUUUUUAUAAAUAUAGUAAGUCGUAUUUAGGGUGUAAUCUUACCAUCUCAAGUCGUUCUUGACCUGGGGUGAGGAAUGUGGGUUGACCCCUCCCCACCCUACUCAAAAUUCUACCAAAUCUAUUGGUAUUUACUUAGUAUUAUCUUAAGAUAAAUUUAUUUAAAGGUUUUAAAAAUAAUUUCAUUCGUACGCGUUUUGUGUAAAAUGCAUUUCAUGAAUAGUCCCAACAAAUAGUUUAUUGCUAAAGCGGUAAAUACCCUUUCCUAAUAGUGAUCCCUACAUAUGGUUUCAAUACAAAGUCGUUAAAAGAAACAUGAAACUCAACAGAAAGCUUGUGCCUAUAAAGGCCCAUUUCUUCUUUUUCAUGUGUGCAAUGGGACCAAUUCUCCCCCAACUAUUUGUGUAUGGAAAAGAAAUGGGAAUAUCAAGCGUGGCAAUGGGAGGAGUGACGGGAAUUUUACCAUUUCUAUUUCUACUGGCAAAACCACUAUUUGGAAUGGUAGUUGAUGUAUAUAGAGAUUUCAGAAAAACCAUAUUCAUAGCACUUAUUAUAUUUAUGACUACGUCUUUUGCACUGCUUGCUCUGAUACCUCAAAGAGUUUUGUUGAAAUUUGAAACAACAAUGGACAAAACUCAUAUGGAUUUGUGUAACGAAACAGAAAUCGAAGAGCUGAACAUGUGCAAGAAUGAGACAAUUAGCAUAACAUGCACAUCAGAAUGCAGUCAAGAUCCCUUCAAUUUUCUGUUGACAAAUUUUACGAAAAUAGACGAUGAUUUUCGUCUUUGCACUCAAAAUACGAACAAAACAAUUAAUUUAAACUCUACAUGCGAUUUAAAAUGUGUGGAAGAUAUCGAAUCAAAUAAUGGGUGUUUGUACAAAAGUUGGCCGUUCUGGAUGUUUGUGAUAUUUAUGUCUUUUGGAUCAAUCGGAUUUAACGUUGUUAAUUCCAUAAGUGAUGCGAUUUGUUUCGAUGUUAUAGGUGAUGAAUAUGAUUAUGGAAAACAAAGAGUAUGGGGAACUAUAGGCUUUGGACUAACAGCUUUAAUUGCUGGAUAUAUUGUGGAUUUAUUUUCUGAUACUAAAAUAUCUUAUAUGCCAGCUUUGAUUGUUAUGAUUGUUUGUUCAUGUUUGGAUUUAGUAGCAUGUUAUAAACUAAAUCUUCCAGUAAUAAAAGGACCAGAAAACAUCAUCAAAGAAUUUAUCGUGCUACUGAAAAAUAAACGUGUAUUUACUUUUAUGAUUUUUGCCAUAUGUGCAGGAAUAUUAGACAGCCUUAUUAUAUACUUUUUAUUUUGGUAUGUGGAGGAUUUGGCUUUGAAAACCAAUACUACCAAUAUCAAACUAUUGGAAGGAUUAAUCGUUGCUGCUGAAACUUUGGGCGGGGAAGUUAUAUUCUUUUCAAUUUCAGGAAAAAUUUUGUCAAAAUUCGGCCACGUCCACUGCUUUAGCAUGUGUUUUAUCAACUACGCCCUACGGUUAAGUCUUAUUUCAAUCGCAUCAUCUCCAUGGUGGAUUGUGCCCAUCGAGUUUUGCUUUCAGGGUCCAACAUAUGCUUUAACUUACACCACCAUAGUGGCGUACGCCAAUGAACUGGCCCCUCCUGGUGCUUCUGCUACCAUGCAGGGAAUAGCUGCCGGUAUGGAUGAUGGUGUGGGCUUUGCUGUAGGAAGCUUCAUAGGUGGGAUCCUGUUCCAGUACAUUGGAGGACAGAAAACCUUACAAGUGUUUAGUGUCUUUGGUGUUAUGUGCAGUAUUGUACAUUUAGUUUUGCAUAAGACAGUUUUGGCAACUGGUAAAUCAGAAACUAAAGAAGAUGAUUGCAAAUACAAAAGUCCACAAGAAGCUCUCAUGGUUACUUACCAGAACUGAAGUUUUUGUAUUAAUAAUAAUUAAACUGAAAUUUAUUAUUUUGCAAAAUUUUGUUUUGGUAACUGUAUUAUAUUAUGAAAUAUAUAUCCUUUAGAAAUUUUUUUGAAGAUCCAGUUUUAACGGGUUUCUGAACAAUCUGUACAUUUUGAAAAAUUAAUGUGACAACCCAAUAAAUAUAAUAGUUUUUAGCUAUGUGUACACGUAUUUUGUCAAAAAAAAUAUGCAAAGGUUGUUAACAUUUUUUUCAAUCUGUGCAUUUGAACUUGAAAUUUUUAAUCAAGGUUAAAUCAAUUAAAGUAAAGUAAGUUUUGUCUGAUAUAUCUGUAUCUAAUUAUUAUAAAGCCCAGAUUAAUUGUAUACAAAUUAUAAUUUCAACCCUUGUUUAAAAAUUCACAAUUAGGUAACUUUUUAAUUUAUUCGGUUGGAUGUUCAGAUAUAUCUGACUAUUUCCCUCGUCUUAAUUUCCACCAAUCACAAACGCGCAAUUUUGAAUUACAAAUGGUUUCUAGGUGAAAAAACUGUGUGACAGCACCUGUCAGCAGUUUAUUCGAGUUUACCC
Messenger RNA from Brassicogethes aeneus, 2479 nucleotides. The record is from the annotation of a GenBank genome assembly. Lineage: Eukaryota; Metazoa; Arthropoda; Insecta; Coleoptera; Nitidulidae.